AGCUUUGCGGAACAGCUCGAAGCAAAAUGGCUGGAAGAACGCGCCUCGGUCGGAGAGGAUUACUGACUUUUGCUUUGUUUUUCGCCUCCUGCUUGGCUUCGGGGAGCACCACAGCACAAGUUCCACUCCUCAUGUGGUCUAGUAACAGUUUACCAGUCGAGCCUCCACCCACGGCUGGUCACAUCACAUCCAUUGAGGAGCUGGCGCUCUACCUCACCUCAGCCUUUGGCUCUGGCUCACACACUGUGCUCCUGUUCCUGCAGGACAAGCUAAGCAAAGAUGACUUUACCAUGUUUGGAGGAGUGUUUGGAAACAAGCAGGAAAGCAACUUUAAAAACCUUGAGGCUGUGAUGCAGUCUUCAUCGUCAGUGACGCUUCCUGCCCUGGAGUGGGCUGGCCCCUCUGCUGUCACCUCUCUGCUGCAGGAGAAGCUUGGUGCUUCACCUCUGCUUGUUGAUGCAGAGACACGGUCCCACCCGAGCCUUGCCACAUCUGCCAACAAUCUACUGCUCAUCAAUCUGCCUUAUUGCAGCAACUCACCUAAAUCAUGCAAGGAAGUCCUAAAUCAUAACGAUAAGAUUAUUGGAAAAUUUGUGGGUUUCUUGAAAGCCAGAGAUGUUCCAUACACUGCAAUAUACACAGGACUCCAGCCGUCAAGAGUGAUUUCAGAAACAUCUGUGUCGAAAGAGCAAGUGGGCCGUUCCUUACUACAAACUGCUGCCCCUGAUGUCAAGCCACCCAUAGUGUUUCUCAAUGCAUCACAAAGCCCGUGCAUAAUGCUGUGGGCUCAGAACCUCAGUGUCAGCCUCUCACGCACUUCAACGUGGAUUGACUUAAAUGCAGAAACCCCUGACUUGACAGGAUCCAUGUGCAACGGUGACAAUUCACUGCUUGUGCUUACUUAUUCAUCCGGUUACAAACUGAGUUUUGCCAUGAGUCGGCAGUUCUAUCCAGUGUCUGCACGUUACUGGUUCACCCUGGACUCUGUGCAGCUGCAGGUAAAUGGUACAACUGGUUCCUUCAUUGGGAGGGGCGGCGUCUACGCCCCUGCAGAGUACUCCUUCCAUUGCCAGUCUGUGAAAAGCUUCCCAAAUGCUCUGCUAAUUCCAAACGCCACCACCGAGGAGACGGCACAGUGGAGACUUAACUUUACUGACUUCCAGAUUCAGGGCUUUGGUUUGGCCAAAGGAACAAACUUCUCCUAUGCCAGUGAUUGUGCAGGCUUCUUCACGCCAGGGAUUUGGAUGGGCCUGCUCACCUCGCUGCUCAUGCUGCUCAUUUUUGUGUAUGGCUUACAUAUGAUAAUGCAACUAAACACCAUGGAUCGCUUCGACGACCCCAAAGGUCCGUCCAUUUCAGUGCCUCAGUCAGAGUGAAGCACUCCCAACGUACGAAUCCCACUCUCCGGUGUCUCGAGUGCCUUCUGAACCCUUUGUGCAUUGGAUGUGCUGCUUUUAUUUUCUGCACACACUGUUUUGAUUGGUAUUCUUAGGUGCUGGUCAUUUCUAUGGCGCAUUCCUUAUUUUUCUAUUUAUACUUGCAUGCCAAAGUUGCUGCAACUUUUAAAAUUUGAUUUUGAAACCAGUGGUGUAAGGUGUUGCCAGCUAAUGUUUUCCAUAGAAACAGCUGUUAGCAGUGAAAGUGACUGCUGUGGCUGCUGUAGACCGCAGUUUUUGUUUGAUUAUUCCCAACAUAAUUAAUUUAAAGAGUAUUAUUAAUGAAAGAAGUGCCUGUACAUAAUAGUUCGUUUGAGAUGGUUGCCUUACAGAAGAACAUGGUUAAUUUUGUUUUAUCACUUGAACUGUAAUUUAUUUGUAUAAAAAACGGUGCCUGUCACUUUACCCAUAAUCCAGUGACCAUUUAUCACUUUGGCCAAAAACGAAAAUGUGCAGUUGCCAUGUCAUGUAC
This is a messenger RNA of Nematolebias whitei (Rio pearlfish), 1908 nucleotides long. RefSeq names its product ATPase H+ transporting accessory protein 1b (gene atp6ap1b). NCBI's taxonomy places the organism in Eukaryota, Metazoa, Chordata, Actinopteri, Cyprinodontiformes, Rivulidae. Gene Ontology annotation, cellular component: proton-transporting V-type ATPase complex. The record is from RefSeq and is a predicted model, not a curated record. The transcript is spliced from 10 exons. The coding region runs from base 27 to 1376 and encodes 449 amino acids.